ACCUGUUCCUUCACGAAGCUGAGCCAAGUCUACUUUUCCCUGCUAAAGUAUAGAAAAAGCGUCCGAACGUUUGAAUGCAUUUAUCAUUGGAUACCAUGAGUGCGGUGGAUGACAGCUGCCUCUCGCCCAGUAACUUCCACGAGAUGGUGAAAGGAGGGGGGGCGGUGAUGGGCGGCCGCGUCCACAGCAUUGAUGUCAUCCUGGGCUUCAGCAAAGACCAGGACCCCCUGCUCACCCCCUCUGAGGGUCCAGGACCACACAAAGUGGGCGUGGAUGGCCUGGGGGACCCUGGGAAGCAGGACCUGUCACACCCCUAUGGGCACCUCUCAGAACAGGAGUCCUACCAUGCAUAUGUGAAUCUCUUCUUUCUCCCUAUCGGCUCUACAGAUUCAGGACUGUAUUUAGAUAAGUGUGAUGGGGACAUGAGUGAGCUGAGGAAGAAUGUGGACAGCAACGGUGGGAAGAGUCCAGAGCCCUGCGAGGAAGAGCGGCCCAAGAAGAAGCACCGACGCAACCGCACCACCUUUACCACCUACCAGCUGCACGAGCUGGAGCGUGCCUUUGAGAAGUCCCACUACCCUGAUGUGUACAGCCGUGAGGAGCUGGCCAUGAAGGUUAACCUCCCUGAAGUCAGAGUUCAGGUGUGGUUUCAGAACCGCAGAGCCAAAUGGAGGCGCCAGGAGAAGCUUGACGCCACCACCAUGAAGUUGCACGACUCACCCAUGCUCUCAUUUAACCGGCCGUCCAUGCACAGCAAUAUGGGGCCCAUGAGCAACUCCCUCCCAUUGGACCCUUGGCUGACCUCCCCUCUGUCCAGCACCACCCCAGUUCAUAGCAUCCCAGGCUUCAUGGGCACAGGCCAGGGACUGCAGGGAGGCUACCCCAGCCACAGCUUCCUCAACAGCCCUCCACCCAUGGGCCAGGGGAUGCAAUCCAUGGCACCUCCUCCGUACCAGUGUUCCGGUCCCUUCACCGAUAAGUAUCCAAUGGAGGACGUGGACCAGAGGAGCUCCAGCAUCACAGCGCUGAGGAUGAAAGCCAAGGAACACAUCCAGUCCAUGGACAAAACCUGGCAGCCCAUGUGAUGGGAUAUUGACACUGUGUUUCCAGGCAUGACUGGGAUUUUUUUGUCCGUGCGACAGGAUUGCAGUGAUGGCACCGAGAAAUGCACAGUUAUGACUCCUGAUAUAUCUAAGAUUUCCAGCACCAGCAACCUUUAUAUUAGAAUGGUUCUUGGUCUCUAUUUUGAGUUCAUUUUCUACUAGUAAUGUGAAGGAUUGGAAAUUGAUGCAUAUUUUGUGUGCCACCAUCCAGAAAGGACCCUAUGACUCAGAAUGUCAAGAAAGGCCUUGCAAAUGUAAAUUAACAAGCAAGCAUUUUCCAAAAGGGCUGCGAGGACUGCUCCAGUUAACAGAGUUAUGGUGGAAGGCAGCGAGACACAAGUGUUACAUGAUUUUUUUAUGUUGUUUUUUAAGAUGAACUUUUAUGAAGCAACUGGAACAACGAUUCCCCUAGACACUAAUUGCCCUUUAUGGCAACUUUUUGAUUUUGAUCCUUAUCUCAAAGUUUGGAUGCCGUAACCAAGGCAACAAAUACUUCCUCAGUAUUCCUGUAAAAAUGCAAACCCUGUACACGCUAGUUAAGUUUGUAAUGCAGAUAACUCAGACUGUCCAUGUGUUAAUUUUGUUACUCAUUAUUUAACUUUUUGUAAGAGUAGUUUUAAUAUUUUGUACCUUGCUGUUAGCCAUGAAUCUAAUAAUGAAGUCCCCUCCAGAUCCUUUCACAAAAUACAUUUUGUAGAGUGCUCACUCACGGUCACAUUUAACUCUGCAAAUUAAGGUUUGUGUAUUUUUCAAAUUAAUUCAAUUGUCUAAUUUGUCAUGAAUGUUAUGGGCCAAUUAACCAGCCAUUCUCUCAGUAUUUGUGAAUGGACAUGCCAUGUCUCCCAUAAUAGUAGUUGAAGGUUGUGGCUGUGUGAAUCACUAUGCCUAUGACCCUGAAAAACAUAGUCAUUCAUCUAGUUAUGAUGGUCAGGUUAUUUCAACACCUGGAGAAAAAGAAAACAAGGGCCACCUCCCCGAAGAUGGGGAACACUAUAUUUCUGUCUGGUAACUGCAGUUACAGUGGAGAGCCUCUGUCCACACUGUGGGUUGUGGGGUCAUGGUUGACAUGUCCUGGCUCUGGCUGGAGUACGCUUUCAGCUGAGGAUGCGUAAGACAAUCUGUCAUGCUAUUUAAUUUGAAAAGACGUGAACAUUAACACUCAAUCAACUCAACUGAAAGUGAUUUAGUCUUAAUUGACUAAAAUGAUGAUUGUCCUGAGACUAACUCCAGACUGCAUACACACAUAAACACUCCAGACAGCACACACACUGAUAUCAACAACUUCUUUCACAGAAGUGCUGGCAGGUCAAACAACGUGAGGCUCUUGUUCCUUGAGAAUGAUUCUUGAGGAGUGGUACAUAUCAAAAUCAAAUCUCUGAAUUGUAUGGCACCCUCAGUGUGUGACAUCUUGAUUAACUGAGGAAGAAAAUAUCUGUUUUAGUUUUGGAUUGGAGCUGCUAAACAUGUUUGGGUCAGUCAAACAGAGUGUUGUAUGGCGUAAGCCUCGUACAGAGAGAGAAUGGAAGCCAGGCGACCUCCUUCUCACACAGUAGGGGUUGGAAGAGGACAGGGGAACAGAGCGAAGAGGCCACUAAAGUAACCUAUUUUUGUCUCAGUGGCUGUUGGAGAAGGCAGCUUGGCUUUCCGUCACUGUGUGUACAUGCAGAGCAGCAGAAGGAGAAUGGUCUGAUGUCACCCCACAUAGUUUUGUCUUUGUUGGCACAAUUGAUCCAAGACCAUCUUCUUUGUCUAAAGUUCGAGGGGGAAAAUGGUCACAGACUGCACUAAAUAGGCCUCUGGGAAUUAAAAAAGAGCAUGAAUUGUCUAUUUUAUCAUGAAUGUUUUUUUGUAAUUCUAAGUCAAAGAGAUGAGCUACUACAUGGGGUGUACAGGUCCAUUGUGGCAUUAUGUUUUGAUAAUGACUGCAUGUAUAUUUAAUAUGGCAUUGGGGAGAUUGGGUCCCCAUUAACUGGUUUGUGUAUGGUAAAACUUUUUUUACUCCAAUCACCCCUGUAUACUGCACAUUGUAAAAUGACAAUAUGUCAUAUAUAGGGCUAGGUAGAAUUAAUAAUUUCUGAUGGAAAAUAAUUUAGCAUUUAGAUUUUUCUGAGACUUUCUACAGAUAUUAACAUUAUUUAUCCUAAUGUAAUUGAAUAUGCGCAAGGGAUAACAUUUAAUUAUUUUAAUUUCAGUGAUAUCUUUUAGACUAUUACAAUAUGAAGGAAAUCAAUUCCUUCACACAAAAUGUAUAUUGUUGCAGCAUUUGAUUUAAAAGGAAACUCAAAAUGUAUUUUCUGCCAGACUAACAGAGAACAACUGUUUGAAAAAGUUGCAGACUCACCACAGACUUGUCAAUUCAUCCAACUUACUGUGAAUUUUCCAAAGUAUUUUCAAUGUAUUACUGCACCUAUAAAGCUGUCUUUUUGUCAUAGACGGUAAUAGCACCAUCGGACAAUACUUAAAAGAAUAUUAUAUCUUUUUUUUACUGAUGUGUUAUGGGAUUCUAUGAUAAACUCUCACUAUCAUCAUUGUUGUUUUGCUAAUUAUGCCCUAAUACCGUUGAAGACGGAAGUUGACAUACACUUAGGUUGGAGUCAUUAAAAUUCAUUUUCAACCACUCCACAAAUUUAUUUUUAACAAACUAUAGUUUCUGCAAGUCGGUUAGGACAUCUACUUUGUGCACGACACAAGUCAUUUUUACAACAAUUGUUUACAGACAGAUUAUUUCACUGUAUCACAAUUCCAGUGGGUCAGAAGUGUACAUACACUAAGUUGACUGUGCCUUUAAACAGCUUGGAAAAUUCCAGAAAAUGAUGUCAUGUCUUUAGAAGCUUCUGAUAGGCUAUUUGACAUAAUUUGAGUCAACUGGGGGUGUACAUAUGGAUGUAUGUCAAGGCCUACCUUCAAACUCAGUGCCUCUUUGCUUGACAUCAUGGGAAAAUCACAAGAAAUCAACCAAAACCUCAGAAAAAAAUUGUAGACCUCCACAAGUCUGGUUCAUCCUUGGGAGCAAUUUCCAAACGCCUGAAGAUACCACGUUCAUCUGUACAAACAAUAGUACGCAAGUAUAAACAUCAUUUAAAAAAAAAAUUUUUUAUCCCAUUUUCUCCCCAAUUUUCGUGGUAUCCAAUCGCUAGUAAUUACUACCUUGUCUCAUCGCUACAACUCCCAUACGGGCUCGGGAGAGACGAAGGUCGAAAGCCAUGCGUCCUCCGAAGCACAACCCAACCAGCCAUACUGCUUCUUAACACAGCACGCCUCCAACCCGGAAGCCAGCCGCACCAAUGUGUCGGAGGAAACACCGUGUACCUGGCCCCCUUGGUUGGCGCGCACUGCGCCCGGCCCGCCACAGGAGUCGCUGGAGCACGAUGAGACAAGGAUAUCCCUACCGGCCAAACCCUCCCUACCCCGGACGACGCUAUGCCAAUUGUGCGUCGCCCCACGGACCUCCCGGUCGCGGCCGGCUGCGACAGAGCCUGGGCGCCAACCCAGAGACUCUGGUGGCGCAGUUAGCACUGCAAUGCAGUGCCCUAGACCACUGCGCCACCCGGGAGGCCGACAUUUCACAUUCUUAAAAUAAAGUGGUUAUCCUAACUGACCUAAGACAGGGAAUUUUUACUACGAUUAAAUGUCAGGAAUUGUGAAAAACUGAGUUUAAAUGUAUUUGGCUAAGGUGUAUGUAAACUUCCGACUUGAACUGUAAAUAGGCUGUUCAUUUUUUCCUAAUUUACCUGCAGUUGUCUUGUUUUUAUGUUUUAUGUUGUUGUCUUUAGCUCUUAACUCUUGUCAGAUAUUUUUGGGGCCUAACGCCCAACAGAGAAACAGAGUUAGCUUGCACAUUAAAAGAUAUGUUAAGAAAUGUUUGUUCAUCAUGUGGUACUGGGACCAAGAAUAAGCCAAAGUUUAGAUAUUGUUUAAAAAAUUCACUAGAAACUUGAGAAGUUCAUUUUAGAUUUAUAUCUGAAAAUAUACAGGACACUUUUUAAUUCCCUGUAUAACAAUCAAUUUGUUAUGUGUUCUAGUUCUCCUACUGUUUACUUUGAUUUUGUCUGAAAUGUUGAUGUCCAUGUU
Salvelinus fontinalis (brook trout) is the source of this 5174-nucleotide messenger RNA. RefSeq names its product retinal homeobox protein Rx1-like. Gene Ontology annotation, biological process: positive regulation of transcription by RNA polymerase II. The transcript has 3 exons. The record is from RefSeq and is a predicted model, not a curated record. Lineage: Eukaryota; Metazoa; Chordata; Actinopteri; Salmoniformes; Salmonidae. Gene Ontology annotation, molecular function: DNA-binding transcription factor activity, RNA polymerase II-specific; RNA polymerase II cis-regulatory region sequence-specific DNA binding. Bases 75 to 1085 code for a protein of 336 amino acids.